This is a messenger RNA of Psylliodes chrysocephalus, 1969 nucleotides long. The record is from the annotation of a GenBank genome assembly. Lineage: Eukaryota; Metazoa; Arthropoda; Insecta; Coleoptera; Chrysomelidae.
ACCGAUUUCUGUAAUUUUUUUACCAAACCAAUUUGUGGCAGAUAGAUACCUUUUAGACAGAUCAGAAUCUACAUAAGCCAUCCACUUGGUGUCCAGUUUCAAGCCGAGAAAGAAGUUACGAAGAAUCACGCGAAGCAGAGUUGGAGUCUCACAAACCGAUUGAAGACGGAACCAACCAUAUGGUUUUGGUCGACGGGUCGAAAAUCUGGUUAACGUUUAUGACAAAAGCGAGGAUACAUUUGAUUGAAGUAUGAAAAUAAACGGGUUGACGGAGGAGAUGGGUAGUGUCCGUGUUGAGGAAAAAGAAGAAAAUAUAAAACCUCAAGUCUCGGGAUGGAAGUUUUGGCGUAUGAGAAGGUAUGUCGUGGCUGUUCUAGCUUUCUUCGGAUUCUUUACAUCUUACGCAUUAAGAGUAAAUUUAAGUAUAGCUAUAGUAGCAAUGACAGAAUUUAGAAAUGUUACUUUGGAAAAUGGAACUGUUACUAGGGUAAGAGAUUUUGAUUGGGACACAAAGCUUCAAGGAUACAUACUCAGCUCAUUCUUCUACGGCUAUAUAACAACACAACUUCUCGGAGGAUAUUUAGCAUCCAGAAUUGGCGGAAAAAGAGUUUUUGGUGCAGGUAUAGCAGUUACAGCAUUAUUAACUUUGGUAACCCCUUGGAUAGCACAAACCAGCGUAUAUCUUCUGCUGGCAGUCAGAAUUAUAGAAGGUAUUUUUGAGGGUGUAACGUAUCCAUGCAUCCACGCCAUUUGGGGAAAAUGGGCACCUCCCCUUGAAAGAAGCCGUUUAGCUACAAUAGCUUUUUCCGGAAGUUACAUUGGAACUGUUGUGUCGAUGCCUCUAUGUUCUAUUUUAGCUUCAUCGCUAGGAUGGGAGAGUAUUUUUUAUUUUUUCGGUUCAGUUGGUUUAGUUUGGUGUGGUUUGUGGGCUUGGGUGGUAACUGAUUAUCCGGAAGACGAUCCAAAAAUAAGCAAAGAAGAACUACAGUAUAUAAUUAAUAGCCUUGAAGUGAAAUCCGAUAAGAAAACAAAGAUACCAUGGAGUUCCUUCGUGAAGUCGAUGCCAGUUUGGGCUAUAACCGUGUCACAUUUUAGCGAAAAUUGGGGUUUUUAUACUAUGUUGACGCAGUUGCCUAAAUUUAUGAAACGUGUCCUAAACUUUGAUCUCAACUCAGCAGGUUUCCUUUCAGCCUUACCAUAUCUACUAAUGGCUAUAAUGACACAAUUUUCCGGUCAUUUCGCAGACUGGUUUUUAGUGAAAGGUAUCUUGACAACGACGCAAGUCAGAAGGAUUUUUAACUGUAGUGGCUUCGUAGCCCAAACAAUUUUUAUGAUGGCCGCCACCUAUUGGUUAACACCAGUUGGAGCGACGUUUUGUAUAUCUAUGGCUGUGGGACUCGGCGCUUUUGCGUGGGCAGGAUUCAGUAUUAAUCACCUAGAUAUUGCUCCGCAAUAUGCCAGCAUUCUUAUGGGGUUUGGAAAUACUUUUGCAACCAUUCCUGGUAUUGUAAGUCCAAUUUUAACCGGUUAUUUGGUAACAGAUGAGACAAGUGUGGACGAAUGGAGAAUAGUAUUUUACAUAUCUUCAGGAAUUUACUUAUUUGGAGCUGUUUUUUAUGGUAUUUUUGUUUCUGCUGAACUUCAAUCUUGGGCAAAGGAAACUGAGCCACUAAAUUCAGACAGAGGUUAUUAUGGACCUUCAAAUGGGCCAAGUGAGCAAACUGGACAAAAUGGACAAACUUAUUAUGAGAAUAGGAGUUACCAACAUGAUAGUUGAUGGCUGAAAAUGUUUGUUUUAAUUUAGUAAAAUUAAUCUAAAACGUAAUACUAUUUUCCAUCAGUAUUUUAGAAUUAUGUAUUAUUAUUUUAAUAACUUCGCAAAGGUUUUGUGGAUGGAUAAUUAAAAAAUAAGCUAGGUGUCAUAUUUGCUGUGAUUAUGUGAUUAAAAAUGCAUAAAUCCAUAUUGGAU